Messenger RNA from Biomphalaria glabrata, 4297 nucleotides. Its product is annotated as bursicon-like. The transcript is spliced from 4 exons. The record is from RefSeq and is a predicted model, not a curated record. Bases 539 to 1114 code for a protein of 191 amino acids. NCBI's taxonomy places the organism in Eukaryota, Metazoa, Mollusca, Gastropoda, Planorbidae. Gene Ontology annotation, molecular function: receptor ligand activity; BMP binding. Gene Ontology annotation, biological process: animal organ morphogenesis.
UUCGCAUUCUGUUCCGUAGUGAAUUUUAAAUGGUUCUUCAUAGGAGUGGGGUUUUUUUCUCUCUUGAUCUGAAUACACGGAAUGACAAUUCUGGCCUGAAUCUGACGUGACUUAAGUCCAGGGUGUAGGCAGGGAGCUAGGGACAACCAUGACAACAGCCGCGUUAAACCGUUUCGUUUCUGUGAAAGCCUGUGCGAAUCCUGUGGUCAAUUCCAGGGAGCCGAGGAAGCGUUCCCCAAAAUGAACAUCUGCUAUCUUGGUGCGUUGGUGGUGGUGUUCUCAUGGACGUCUGGCGUUCAUUGUCACUGACAUAAACGUUUUUAAAAACUUUUUUUAUUGCAUAAAAUAACAGUUGCUAUUUUUUUAAAAAAAAUUGUUAAGAGGGUUUUAUAUACACACAAAAAAAACACGCUACGUCAAACCGACAAACUGGCCCGUGCGUCCAAUGUUUGGGAAAUUUCAGGAGUGAGAGCUACGUCCAGUGAGUAUAUGUCCGGGUUAAACUGACCAGUAGGUGUGGACAGUGCUCGAUAGUGAGAUGACACUCACAGAUACGAUAUUAAUGCUUGCCGUCCUGGUAGCAGCCACUUCGGCCAUGCUGUACAGCCGCUACAUGCCUGGGUGGACAUCCUCCACGCGGUCAGCCUACACAUCCAGCUCACCGUCCAUCUCGCUGAUUCGACUGCGGCAAGGGCUGUACAACCUGCAGGCCAAGUCUCGCCUUGACGCCAGAUCCAGUGUCUUUUCUCGAGACAGAUGUACCGUCCAGGGCCUUAUACUUCGACUUGAUCCACCACUGCGUGCAGACGACAACUGCGAGACAGCCUACAUUCAAACUUCCGGUUGCAGAGGGAGCUGUCCUUCCUACAGCCAAGUGGAGCAGAGAAAUUUAACAAAUAUAUUUUACAGCUGCAGUUGCUGUCAACCCAUUAGAUUCACACCUGCUGUCGCCGUACUGCCCUGCAGGAAUGGCCAGCACAUCCGGGUGCCCUUCAAGAAAGUCCAGGCCUGCGCGUGCCGCCCCUGUGACGUGAACGAAGCGCCUCUGGAAAUAGCCAAGCUGAGAGACCUGCUGACGAAAGCCGCAGUGGACACGCCGCUGCCUAUCGGAUGACCAUCUGGUCUCCACUGAAAUAAAAACCUUCACAGACUCUCGUACUCUUACAACACAAAAAACUCAAUUUGAACUAAAUACACUCCAAUAAACUCAAUACCAUUAAAUGAACCUAUUUUUUCUAUGUCUGUUAUUAAAUCCUGCACUACUAUAACCACUAUUAUAAGUUCAACCAUCAUUACUAUAAGUUCAACCAUCACUACUUUAAGUUCAACCAUCACUCCGUCAACGAAGAGUCAAGCUAUUAAGAGAGAAACAAUUUCUGAGUUCUGUUGAGCUGGACAAAGCGUUCUACAAAUCUGGGUUUAUUUUUGUGUUAGUUUCUCGGGCAAUGAAAGUGCAUUUGUGUGUCUUUGUUUCAUCUGUGAUGGUACACAAUUUCUCCAUUUUGUAUCGACUGAAAGCUUUGUGUCACGUGAUCCAUCCGUGUUUAUAUGACGUCAUUUCAGGGUUCAUUGUAACAUUGAACGAAAAGAAAUAAGUCUAUUGUACUCACCGUGUACUAUAUUGAACCUGUGACCAUGACAUAACAUUCUUUAUAUUUAUUGAUUUGUUUCAUUAAAAACAAUUGAUUCCAUUUUUAUGUAUGUAAUACUUUUUCUGCCAUUAUUAUUAUUAUUAUUAUUAAUAUUUUAAUGUUUUUAGACUAAGGAAAAGAUUGUUUGGUUAAAGAGAUCUGCAAUAACAAGAAGGUAAAAGAUGUUCAAUCGGGGCGUCAGAAGAUAUUUAUAAGGUAGUUAAUAUUAACAGCUAAGGUCUCCUUUAAAAAAAUAGAGACUGCUCGUACAGAUUUCUUGCUAAGUUUUUCUGUACAAAGACUUUGAACAAGUUUGAACUUUGGUGACUGAUUGGCCAAGGUAAAGGUAACAACAUAUUAGUAAAAUAAAUUAAAUUACAUUUAAGUUUACUUUUUUUUCUCUUAAAAAAUACUCUUAUUUUCUCUAUAAUAAAAUUGAUUUCUAUAUUUUAUAAAAUACAAUUGUAACUAUUAAAAUUAUUAAUUCAUAACUGGUUUUAAACAAUUAUAGGAUGAUAAAAGCAAAAAUAAAUGUGUGCAAUCCAAGUUUCAUUUUAUAAUUAUCUAUAGAUAAUGCAUUUAUAUUUAAGCCGACUACUUUGAUCGCUGAGACGCCUAAAAUGGCUUAUAAUGAAAUAAAUCUUUAAAAAAAAAUAGAGAUAGCCCUAAGUCCAGUCAUAUAGUAAUUUAGAUUUCUUGUUUAAUGUUACUUAACAAAGAUCCUCAGUAGGCAUUGAAAUUAAUAGUUUAAAAUGAGCUGUUCAAUCAAUACCAAACUAUUCAAGUCGUACUUAAUAUUUUAAAAUCAAUAAUGUUGAGCAUUUACUUAGCUCGAUCUUGACUAAAGACGAUAUUAUAUAUCAAUGAUAUAAAUUCAGUUCACACAAGUAUGACAGUCUAAUAUGGAUACUACUUAUUACAGUUAGAAAAUAGCUAUUGAUUAUUUACGUUGAUAGUUCGACAAGCGACAUUGCUAUCAACUAUUUUGAGUCAUCAUUUAAAGGCAAAUAAAGAUGUAUCACUCAAAUGAAAACACACUUUCAUUUCGUACAUUGAAUCAGGAGAAGGCUCAGAGGUGGGGGGGGGGGGGGAGGUUGAAACAGUCAGGCUCAAAUGUAGGCAUUAAAUGUGUUUAACUGGAGAGAGAAAAAAAAGCUAUUCUUAACAAUAUCUAUACAUUGAUUUCUUUGCUUGUUCACAUCAACAUCUAGGUCUAGACUGGGACGGCCUUAGGCCACUGCAACCUAUGCGACCGCAGUGGGCCCCGCACUUUCAUAGGCCCCGCGCUAAUUCUAGGUGUAAAUUAUUAAAUUAAACCAUUAUAAUUUAAAUAUAACAACAGUGUCUCCGCGGCCUCCUGAUUUUCGAAAUCUCCUGAAAUUGCAAAAUAUACACGAAAAAGUCUUUGAAAUCUCCUGAAAUUAUUAAAACCUGCUGAAAACUCAUAAAAAUCUCCUGAAAAAUAGACAAAAUUGUCAUUUUGGGGUGGCAAUCGUAUAAGCGAUUUUUUAAAAAAAGGGGAAUUGUCAACUUUCAUUUAAUACUAAUGUAUUGCAAAGACGAAUGUAUUUUCUAAUACAAAAUCUAAAUUUUGAAAUUAUCCUUAUCCCUACCCAGACUGGGCCCCGCGCAAUCCGUUUCGCAUAGGGCCCCGCAGUUGUUUGGACCGGCCCUGGGUCUAGACAUUAAUAUCUAGGUCUUGACAUUAACAUCUACGUCUGGGCAUUAAUAAUGAAGUAUUUACAUUAACACAGGUAUUUACUUCAAUAUCUAGGUCCUGAUAUUAAUAUCUAGGUCCUGACUGACAUAAAUAUCUAGGUCCUGACAUGAAUAUCUAGGUACUGACAUUAAUAUCUUGUUGCUGACAUGAAUAUCUAGGUACUGACAUUAAUAUCUUGCUGCUGACAUUAUCUUAUCAUAUAAAUUACAUACGUUUCUUCAAAAAAAAAAUAAUUAGGUUUUUACGCUUUUUUUUAUCUAGGUAAUGACAUUUUUGUCUAGAUAAUGACAUUUAAUUUAUACAUACUGACAUUAAAAUCAAAGAAAUGACAUUUAAAUCUAGGUGAUGACAUUAAUAUCCAAGAUUGCUUAUUAAUAAACAGGUAAUCCAAAUAAUAUCCUGAUAUACACAUUAAUACCGGAGAUUGACUAUUGCAGGCUAACUUAAUAAAGUCAUUAUUCAUAAUAAAUGUACAUUGUUUCUUUCUUUUAGUUAGAUGUACUGUGUGUGUGUGCUCUUUGUGUGUGUGUGCUCUUUGUGUGUGUGUGCUCUUUGUGUGUGUGUGUGCUCUUUGUGUGUGUGUGCUCUUUGUGUGUGUGUGCUCUUUUGUGUGUGUGUGUGUAAUAAUAAUAAUAAAACAAUCUUUCUAUAUAAAUAUUUAUAAUGUGUCAAGUCAAUUAUCACAAAAUAAAACCAGUAUGCACAUAUUAGUAAUCAACCAAUGACAAGGAAGUAUCUUGAAGCUUGUUAUUUUUGUUGAUGUUGUGAUAUCCAUCUCAAGCAGCACAUAAUCGUUGUUCAAGAACUUGGAGCCAGCGAUACGAUACUUGCUGGCAUGGCCUCGGAAAACAAAGUUUAAGAUCUUCUAUUAGUUCAUUCACUCUCUGUGAACGAUGUUAAACGAAAAUUCUUCACAACUACACUAGGGAAACCCCACCACUACGAC